Messenger RNA from Penicillium cataractarum, 2466 nucleotides. RefSeq lists its product as uncharacterized. Bases 1 to 2466 code for a protein of 821 amino acids. Lineage: Eukaryota; Fungi; Ascomycota; Eurotiomycetes; Eurotiales; Aspergillaceae. The record is from RefSeq and is a predicted model, not a curated record. The transcript has 4 exons. Gene Ontology annotation, molecular function: polynucleotide 5'-hydroxyl-kinase activity. Gene Ontology annotation, cellular component: nucleus. Gene Ontology annotation, biological process: cleavage in ITS2 between 5.8S rRNA and LSU-rRNA of tricistronic rRNA transcript (SSU-rRNA, 5.8S rRNA, LSU-rRNA).
AUGAAGCGAAAAGCCGAGAAACAACAAUCCGCCGCUCCAGUCAGCGCUAUGAGCGCUGUCGCGGCGCGCAAAGCUCGGCAGCAACAAGCGCAAGCUGCGAAGACCGAAGUCACCGUCGAGAUUACGAACGAGCCACCUACGAAACGACCCCGAAGGUCUCUUGAGGGGCAACAGGUCACCCCCAAUGGCGAAGAAUCUAAAGGACCCCGCACGAGGUCGUCGACGAAGCAAGAGGCACCCUCGCCUGCAGUGACAAGGGCUGCGCGGCAAAAGAAGUCUUCAAAGUCUGAGCAAUUGGAACCCCAGUCCAAUAGGGUGGUUGAAGAGAAUGGGGAUUCAGAGCAGGAAGAAAUUGAGCAGGAUCAAACCGAGGUCGAGGAGGAAAUGGCAGAAGAUGAGGUCGCGUCUGUCAUUGGAGACGCUGAUGGAUAUGAAUCGCCUGCGGAGACUCCAGCAGAGCUCCAAAACUUCCCUCUGUCCAAAGCACGGCUGAACAAGAGCAAUAUCCUGUACGCGGAUGACGAUGCCAUGUGCGUUCGUAUCAAAGAGAAGACGAACUUGGCGUUGUUGGGACAGUAUGAUAUUUGGGUUAAACGAGGAGUUGUGAGCCUCAUGGGUGCUAAGCUACACCCAUCUGCCCGAGCCUAUAGGGUUUACGCUCCUUCAACCCAUUCCUUGCCGGUCAUCAAAUGUGUCUCCGGUGUCGAGGGCGAGGCAGAGGUCGAAAUCAAGUCUUGCAAAAGUGGCAUUGCUCGCCUACGAGAUAUCUCACCCAUCUAUCAGAAGAUUUGGAAUGGGCAAAAUACGGCCGCAGAUAAAUUCACUUUGAAAGGUGCCCUCAAAGAUUCGCGACGAACCUUCUCUGUGCUGUAUACCUCCGCAGACGAUCCUUUAAAAAGACAUCUGCGCCCCCUUCAUCUCGACAAGAAGUGGAGUGCAUCUAUGAAGGCACUCUCCCAGAGACAUGGCCGACUACGAGUUCUGGUUUGCGGUCCAAAGGCCUCGGGGAAAUCAACUUUCAGUCGCUACCUACUGAACCACGUCCUCAGCCCAGCCCCAGAAACUGAAAAUGGUUACAUUAAUACCGACGGCUGUGCGUUCCUUGACUUAGACCCCGGCCAGCCCGAGUUCGCACCCAUGGGGCAAGUCUACCUUGCGCAUUUACGCGCUCCAUUCUUUGGACCUCCGUUCACCCACCCCUCUCUCGAUGACUCCCGUGAUGGCCAGAUUUUGCGAGCUCACCACAUCGGGGCAACGUCACCUAAAGAAGACCCGGACCACUAUGCUCUGGCUACCAUGGAUCUCAUGGAGCAAUAUCGGUCCUUGUUAACAAGGUACCCCCAGUGCCCAUUGAUCAUCAACUAUCCCGGCUGGAUCUUUGGACAGGGACUUGAAGUGGCGACUUGGCUGAUCAAGACUCUCGGUCUAUCCGAUGUUGUGUAUAUGAGUGAGAAGGGGCCUUCAGAAGUCGUCGAGCCUCUGUCCAUGGCUGCCAACGAGGCUCGGGUUCAGAUGACCGUUCUGCCAUCGCAGCCUACGGACUUUGUGAGCCGAUCCAGCGCUCAAUUGCGCUUGAUGCAGAUCCAAUCUUACUUCCACAUGUCUCACCCUAGUGGCCUUAACAAUCCACUUUGGUCGGAUGCACCUCUCUCCCGGACGAGGCCUAUCACCGUGGACUACGCGGGUGAUAAGCAGGGAAUUCUAGGCAUAAUGGUCUUGGGAUCCCACAUCAACCCUGCAAUGCUUCGCGAGGUUCUCGAAGGAGCGAUUGUCGGAGUCGUUGCAGUUGAAUCUCCGAGUGCCAUCAUGGGCACAGCUACUCAUUCAUCAACAACCAAGCCGGCUGAUGACGAUAACGAAGACGAUAUUGAUGCAGAUGAAGAUAUUGAAAUGAACUCGGGCGAAGAGCAAGCCGAGAAUGCCGCUUCUGAGUCCAUGGCCGACAGCGUCUCCCGAACUCCCGAGGAAGACCUUCCCUACCUUUGCGUUGGUACUGGCACCUCCGUCCCUCUGAACCCCAGUGCCUCAAACUGCCUAGGGCUGGCCUUGAUCCGAUCCGUCGAUGUCGCAUCGCGUAGACUGGAACUCUCUACGCCUAUUCCAUCGUCCCGUCUGUCUGACGCUAUUGAGCAAGGGCAUGAGCUUGUCCUGGUUCGUGGCCAAGUGGAUAACCCUAACUGGGCUAUUAGCGAGGAAUAUUACGCAGCACGAGCCGCCGAGAGGCGAUAUCAGAAAUCAAUUGCCCGAGGAAAGAAGGCCAACGAUCCUGCAGCUGGUAAGGAAGAUGAGAGCAAGACACUUGCAGUUCUGCGCGAGAGAAUCCGCCGUGCAAGCAAUGUGCCGUGGAUGACGGUAGUUGAGGAUAAUAGUCGCCGCCAUCGUGAAGCUGCGGCGCAGCGUGAAAAGUCGCUGUGGAAAUUGAGGAAGAAGGCAUAUCCAGGUAGUGAGAGCGAGACUGACUGGUAA